Molecule: messenger RNA, 2827 nt
Organism: Stegostoma tigrinum
Lineage: Eukaryota; Metazoa; Chordata; Chondrichthyes; Orectolobiformes; Stegostomatidae
Gene: vps35l
Product: VPS35 endosomal protein sorting factor like
Exons: 30
Coding region: 38-2812 (924 amino acids)
Biological process (GO): endocytic recycling
Cellular component (GO): endosome
Source: RefSeq, a predicted model, not a curated record
AGGUCAGAGGGUGUAGCUAGGGCACGUGAUAGGAAGGAUGGCUGCAGUGUUGUGGCAUUCCAGAGACAGGAAUUAUAAAGCAGAAUUAAAAUCAUGCUGCCUGGACGCUGUACCUCUCGAGUUUGGUGAUUUCCACCCUCUGAAACUUAUUACAGUCACCGAGUCAAAAACUAAGAAAACAGUGCGGAAAGGAAGUACUUCUUCUACAUCGUCAUCUUCCUCAAGUUCGAUAAUGGAUCCUCUAAGCAGCAUGCUGGAUGGGAGUGAUCCUCUGUCUCAGUUUGUUGCAACAGCAGAUCCUCUGACAUGUGCCAUCAUGGGAGCAGGAAAAAGCAAUGCCAACAUGGAUCCUGGUAAGAAACAACGUGAAAAAGGAGAAGAUACAGCAGUUGGGAAUGACUUUGAGCCAUGGUCUGGAAAACGCACCUAUAUACUUGCACGAUACACAACUACAGAAAAACUUUCCAUAAGUUUAUUUAUGGGAUCUGAGAAAGGUAAAGCCUCAAGUCCUGGAUCUGCUGUCUCGGAAAAAGUGAGGACUCGUUUAGAAGAGUUGGAUGAUUUGGAGGAGGGAUCUCAAAAGGAACUGUUAAACUUGACACAGCAGGAUUAUAUAAACAGAAUUGAAGAACUAAACCAGUCAUUGAAAGAUGCAUGGGCUACGGAUCAAAAAGUGAAAGCACUGAAAAUAGUUAUACAGUGCUCAAAGCUGCUGUCUGAUACUACCGUGAUCCAAUUUUACCCGAGCAAAUUUGUUUUGAUCACUGAUAUUUUGGACACUUUUGGUAAACUAGUGUAUGAGCGAAUUUUAUCCAUGUGUGCAAGUAGUCGUGUUUCCCUUCCUGGGAUCCCUAUACCAGAUAAUUUUGGUCCAGAUGAAGUGAAUGAAACUGCAAAAGAAACUUGUUUGAACUGGUUCUUCAAGAUUGCUUCAAUCAGAGAGCUGAUUUCCAGAUUUUAUGUGGAGGUGGCUAUAUUAAAAUGUAAUACAUUCCUUUCUAAAACUGGGAUCUCGGAGACUCUCCCUCGGUUGACCUGUAUGAUAAGAGGGAUUGGUGAUCCAUUGGUUGCUGUCUAUGCUAGAGCAUAUCUUUGCAAGGUUGGAAUGGAAGUGGCACCACAUUUGAAAGACAACUUGAAUAAGAAUUUUUUUGAUUUCCUCUCCACUUUUAAACAAAUUCAUGGUGAAACAGUUCAGAACCAGCUUGCUGUGCAGCGGGUAGAAAUCCCUGUCUACCUUACGCUAUAUUCUCCUGCCAUAGACUGGAUUCUUCAGUGUAUUGCAUACAGAGCACCAGAGACUUUACUUACAGAAAUGAUGGACAGGUGCAAGAAACUUGGAAACAAUGCUUUGCUGUUGAACUCGGUAAUGUCGGCAUUUAGACCGGAAUUCAUUGCAGCAAGAUCUAUGGAUUUCAUUGGCAUGAUAAAGGACUGUGAAGAGUCUGGCUUUCCCAAGCAUCUUCUUUUCCAAUCCUUGGGGUUAAACUUGGCUUUGGCUGAUCCCCCUGAGAAUGACAGACUGCAAAUUCUUAAUGAAGCUUGGAAGGUUAUUACCAAACUUAAGAGUCCGCAGGAUUAUGUUAACUGUGCUGAGGUUUGGAUAGAGUACACAUGCAAGCAUUUCACAAAACGGGAAGUUAACACUGUCUUGUCAGAUGUCAUUAAGCAUUUAACUCCAGAUCGAGCUUUUGAAGAUGCUUACCCACAGCUUCAAUCAAUCAUAGCAAAAGUGCUAGAUCAGUUUCGUGACUUUGCAGUUUUAUUUUCGAUGGAGAAGUUCCUCCCUUUCCUGGAUAUGUUCCAAAAAGAGUGUGUGAAAGUGGAGGUCUGCAAAUCCAUUAUGAACGUUUUUAUUAGGCAACAGCAAGAAUUGACCCGUGACCCUGUCAUUCUUAAUGCUCUGAUGCAUAUUUGCAAGACAAUGCAUGAUUCUGUCAAUGCUUUAACAUUGGAAGAUGAGAAACGGAGUUUGGCCAUUCUAAUCAGUGGAUUUAUCAGAGUGGUUUCAUUUGGUCGUGACUUUGAGCAGCAGCUAAGUUUUUAUGUGGAAGCCCGGUCUACCUUCUGCAACUUGGAGCCUGUCCUCAUCCAGUUGAUACAUAGUGUGAAUCAGCUUGCAAUGGAAACAAAGAAAGUGAUGAAAGGCAAUCAUUCCAGAAAGACAGCAGCAUUUGUGCGGGCUUGUGCUGCAUAUUGUUUCAUUACAAUUCCAUCGCUGACAAGUAUCUUUGCACGUCUUAAUCUCUACCUCCUCUCGGGCCAAAUAGCUCUUGCAAACCAGUGCCUUUCACAAGCUGAUGCCUUCUUUAAAGCAGCAAUCAGCCUUGUUGCAGAAGUACCAAAAAUGAUAAACAUCGAUGGGAAGAUGAGAACUUCAGAAGGAUUUCUUCUUGAAUUCCUUAAUAAUUUCUUUUCCACAUUAUUGAUGGUGCCUGAUCAUCCAGAACAAGGUGUCUUGUAUUUGGUGAGAGGCCUUUUGAAUGUGAUCCAGGACUACAUUUGGGAAGAUCAUUCUGAUUCAAAAGUACGAAUCUACAUAAACGUUUUGCAUUUGUUGGCUGCAGCAAGUCAAGAAACUUAUCUUUAUCAUGUGGAUAAAGUUGAUUCCAAUGAUAACCUCUAUGGCAGUGACCCCAAAUUCUUGGCUGAGAUUAAUAAACUUGCUGAAACUCUGAUUGGACAAAUCUUGGACCAUCUCAAGACUCUUGGAAAAGAUGAGAAUCCAGCAGAUACAAGUGUAACUUGUGCAACCUUUUCCUCUGAAGACAACACACCCAAUCCAAACGCUGGUCACGCAACCCGUCUCUGAACUGCUUCUAACACG